CGUCGGGGUCAUUCUCUCACAUUGGUUGCUGGGACGGCGGCGUUUUGGAGUGAGGGUAGCACAUUGAGCUGAAGCUGUGCGGACUGCGGUGGCACAGGGCCAGGCAUCUAUCCCAGGUCUGGUGGGAAUUUGGGACAGGGUCAGCAAUGGAUCUCCAGGGGAUGGAUCUCGUGUGGAGUGCAUGGUACGGAAAGUGCUUCGAAGAGAAAGGGUCGUCGCCACUCUUGGCUCCAAGCAUCGUGGUCGCCUGGCUCAGCAGGGCGGAGUGGGAGCAGGUGACGGUUUACCUGUUCUGUGAUGACCAUAAGUUGCAGCGGUAUGCGCUGAACCGCAUCACAGUGUGGAGGAGCAGGUUAGGCAACGAAUUGCCUCUGGCAGUGGCUUCUACUGCUGACCUGAUACGCUGUAAGCUCCUGGAUGUAACUGGUGGCUUGGGCACUGAUGAACUUAGACUACUCUAUGGCAUGGCAUUGGUCAGGUUUGUGAAUCUUAUCUCAGAGAGGAAGCCAAAGUUUGUCAAGCUCUCCCUCAAGUCUCUGGCUCAGGAGGUGAACAUUCCAGAUUGGGUUGUUGAACUUCGCCAUGAGUUGACCCACAAGAAAAUGCCCCAUAUAAAUGAUUGCCGCAGAGGUUGCUACUUUGUUCUGGACUGGCUCCAGAAGACCUUCUGGUGCCAUCAAUUAGAGAACAGCCUGAGAGAAACCUGGGAGUUGGAGGAGGACAAGAUGGAGACAGAGGAAGAGGACCAAGAAGAAGAGAAGAACACUGCUGAUGACAUCAAAGAACAGAAACCAGAGCCUCAGGAUGAUGGGAAAGGUGCAGAGUUGGAUGUCAGGGCUGAUGGAGAUAGUAAAGUCAGUGAAGAGGUGGAUGCUCAUUUGGCAAAGGCCCUGAGACAUAAGGAGUUGUAUGAAAGAGCCCGAGACUUGCUGGUAUCAUAUGAAGAGGAGCAGUUUAAGGUGCUGGAGAAAUUUAGGCAUUUACCUCAGGCUAUUAAGGCAUGGAAUAAACUAUCCCCGUGUGUAGAAGGCAUCCUGGCAGAGCUCAAGGGCAUUUCAUGGGAGAACAGGAAUGCUGUGCUGGAUGCUUUCUUGGAUGACGGCUUCCUCAUUCCCACAUUUGAGCAGUUGGCAGCUUUGCAGAUAGAAUAUGAAGAUGGUCAGACUGAGGUCCAGAGAGGGGAAGGUACUGACCCAGAGUCACACAAAAACGUGGACUUGAAUGACGUCUUGGUGCCAAAGCCGUUCUCUCAGUUCUGGCAGCCCCUGCUCAGGGGCCUGCACUCCCAGACCUUCACACAGGCCCUGCUGGAGAGGAUGUUCUCUGAGCUGCCAACCUUGGGGGACAGUGGGAUCCGGCCCACCUACAUCCUUAGAUGGACCAUUGAACUGAUCGUGGCCAACACCAAAACUGGAAAGAAUGCUCGCCGAUUUUCUACAAGACAGUGGGAAGCAAGAAGGAGCUGGAGGCUGUUCAACUGCUCUGCCUCCCUUGACUGGCCCCAGGUGGUUGAGUCCUGCUUGGGCUCACCUUGCUGGGCCAGUCCCCAACUCCUUCAGCUAUCAUAUAAUUUAUGACCUGGCUGAACUGAGUCCAGUGUGAGAAUGCUUAGCACAGUGGCCUGCACAGAGUAAGUGCACAAUAAAUGGUAGCUGCUGUUUACUAUCAAACCCAGGUCCUCUGACUCCAAGCCCAAUGAUGUAUCCUCUAUUAGUUUUCCCAAGGUACCUCUGGUAGUUACUCAGCAACUUUAGUAGUUCCCUAUUGCCUUCCUGGUGAAAUGAAGGCUUCUUGGCUCAACAUUCAGAGAUCUUUCUAAUUCUGGCCCUGCCUGUCAUGGUAACCAUACCUCCUGUGAGUCCCCUUUACCCAAUCCACCCUGGGUUCUAAUGGUCAAACUGAAUAUUGUACUGGUUCCUGUAAAUACCUGUGGUUGUCUCUCUUUCCUUCUCUGUCAUGUCAUGACCCGAAACCACUUCCCUCAUUCUCAUGGAUGCCUUCAGCACCUGUUUUUCUUCUUGAUUUCUGGAGCAAUAUCUGUUUCAUUUGGGUGACCCAUCUGACACUGCAGCUCCUCAACUCCAGUGACUUUCAUUCUCCACUACGCUCAGCAACCCAUCUCCAUCACUCAGAGCUAUUUCACCUCUGAAAGCUGACAUUUCAGCAUCCUGCUCGGUGACCACCACCUCUUGUUCUUCUAGUUUUCACCCUUACAUCCCAUGACACCUGCUCUUUGCCUGCAUCCAGACCUCCAUGCUUCCAUUUUCUCCCUCCCUUGACCUUGCUUCUGCCCAGUCCUGUCUGUGGUUGAUUGCUUCAGCCACUCAUCAUCAGCACCCUCAACUCUGCUCAUCCUUUGGCUAUAUCUGACUUGCAAACCCCCAUGCUGGGAUUGAUCCUCCCCACUCUGCUUCCCCUGCUCCUCAGCCCGGGUAGCUGAGCUCUGCUGGAGAAAGCAACAUAGCCCUGCGGAUUGCUGCCACUGCAGAGGUAUGAUUUUUAAUCUCGGGCCAGGCCUCAGUUCUGCUUGUCUGAACUUUGACUUGUUUUCUGACAACUUUUUCUCCCAUUCCCUGACUAUUCUGAACCCUUACCACUUACCUUGAGCCCCUCCCUCUCUCCCAUUUCACCCUAGCUUCUUCGAGCACAUGGAGGCAUCCAACAGGGCCCCCUCGACCUGAGGUCCAGCCCUCGUGAACUGAUCUGCAGCUGCAGUCAACCUCGCCAGUCUCAGGAUGAGGUGGCCUUGCCUCUCCUCAAAGCCUGCUCCUCCACCUGUGCUCUGGAGCCACCUCUGCCAGCAUUGCUGGGGCUUCAGCCCAGCCUCUCACUUGCUCUGCUGGUUCUUGCUCCUCAAUUUAUGAAUGUGUCUGUUUUUCUCCUCUUAAAACAAAACAACAGUAAUAGCAACACAAGAAAAAUCUGCUUUGACCCCACAUUCCUCUGUUGGGUUAUCACCAGCUUAUCACUCCUUCCCCUCUGAUCUCAAAAGAAUAGUCCUCAGCUAAUAAUCUCAAUUUCCUCACUGCCCUCUUACUCAACCAACUAUAAUUUGGUGCUCACCUCUAGAGCUGCUUUGACCUAAUACCAAAUCCAAUGGGCCCUUGUUAGUCUCUGUGUUUACUGCAUUGAAAAUGUUUACUAUUCCCUCCUAGAAAUGCCUGUGCUUAUUACUACUGCCUAUAAAUUGCUAAGGCCUACCUAAAUCUCUUUAUCUAGCCCAGGCAUUCCCCUCCCCCAUGGUUCAGCCUCCUAUACGAAAUAAACUGCAUGCUGAACAUCUCCCCUUGGAGACAUUUUAGUGUAA
Messenger RNA from Ictidomys tridecemlineatus (thirteen-lined ground squirrel), 3307 nucleotides. It is a transcript of the gene Las1l, whose product is annotated as LAS1 like ribosome biogenesis factor. Gene Ontology annotation, biological process: maturation of 5.8S rRNA; maturation of LSU-rRNA. The record is from RefSeq and is a predicted model, not a curated record. Gene Ontology annotation, cellular component: preribosome, large subunit precursor; Las1 complex. Gene Ontology annotation, molecular function: endonuclease activity. Lineage: Eukaryota; Metazoa; Chordata; Mammalia; Rodentia; Sciuridae.